Molecule: messenger RNA, 1860 nt
Organism: Lottia gigantea (owl limpet)
Lineage: Eukaryota; Metazoa; Mollusca; Gastropoda; Lottiidae
Exons: 12
Coding region: 1-1860 (619 amino acids)
Source: RefSeq, a predicted model, not a curated record
AUGGACACACUAUUAUCCCAGUCUAAAAGAGAUCAACAUCGUAGAUUUGAAGAGAAAUUGGCUGCAAGGCGCAGAAGUAAAAUGGAAAGGGAGGCAACUAUGGGUGUAACAAGAGAAAAUAGUUCUGCAGAACAGUUUCAGAAGUAUGAAGAGAAAAAGGCUAUGAAGAAAAACAUAUUAGAAAACCUAGAGAAACAGUUAGAAGCAGAUAAAGAAAGAUUGUUGUCAUCUUUAAGAAAUAAAACAAAUAAAAUGGAAAGAGUUAAGGCACGAUGGAAAAUGUUGGCCAAAUUAAACCAGGAACAGAAACUCCUGUUAGCAGAAGAAAACUUUGAGUCUGCUAGAAUUGUAUUUGAUAUGUCAGAAAGUGCACUGAGAAAAGAAAAGAGUUUUAUUCAAGAACGAGAUAGACAUAGAGAGUUAGCUAAAGGUCGACUAACGUCAAGAGGAUCACCAAGGAAAUCUGUAGAAGAAAAUCAACAAGAUAUUCUUAAAUUCCUUGAACAGAAGCCAGAAACUCCCAAAAAACAGAAAAAGAUAAAAGAAAGAGUAAUGGAAAAUCUAUAUGAACAUCAUCAAUAUGAACGUGAAAUAUUUGUUAAGCUACUACAAUUAGCUCAACAACAAACAGAGCUACAGGAAAAAGCUAAAAACAUGUCUGAAAAGGAAUUAAAAGAUAUUCUAACCAAACUUCAAAAUGAUCAAAUCAAAAUACAAAGUGACGCCCAACAAACAGCAUUAACUGUUAAUUUAAAUGCACUAACUGAAUCUGAACAACAGACCUAUUAUGUUGGUGUAUCAAAACGUAGAUCAUUACAGUUCCAGCUUUAUAUGGAUGCUAUUGUUUACAGAAUUGAAGUGGAAUUAAGAAUGUUGAAAGAAAAUGGCAUAGAAAUAAAUGAAGAGGUAAUACAUAAAGAGCUGUCUGUUUCAUUAUUAGCUGAUUUACAAGAAAGACAAGAUAAUGAAUCAAGUGUUCUUAGGAAUAUUAUUGUUGAAAAGGAUGAUGAAAUGUUAGAGAAUAUUUGUGGUGUUCAGAAAGUAGGGCAACGUGAGGGUUGGUACAAAAAUCUUUCAGUUGUCAUAUUUACCUUGACCUUAUCAUCAGAUGACCUUGAACUUUUACCUGACAUCACUAAUGAAACUAAGAAAUUAGAAGAAGAAUUUGAAAAACAAAAACAAGAAAUUACAGAAAAAGCUUUAAAUUCUGGAGAAGAUCCUGAGCCUAAGAUUUCUGAGUUAAAAGAAAAAUAUGAGAGUAAAAAACAGGGUAUAAAAGAGAAAUAUGAAAGGAAAAUGUUAGAAAUUCGUGAAAAGCAAGCUGCUAAGAAACAUGCUAAAGAAAAGAAAGAGAUGAAGGAAAUGGAAGAAAAAGAGUUAGUUAACAUGGCUGAAAUGAGAGCUAAAGCUAUGAAAACUGGUGGAGUUACCUUACGUAGAAAAACUAGUGUGCUACAAGACAGAUUAUCUAUUAUACGAGAAGGUAAAAAAGAUGCAGAAGAAAAAGAGAAGGAAAAAAAUCCCAGGUCCAAAUCAGUGGAUGCUAAGAAAUCUUCUUUAUUAAAACGAGAAAAAACAGCUCUAGAUAUUGAAGUUAGUGAUGGUCAGAAACAAGCUAUGUUUUCUCAGAUUGUACGACAACAACAAAACCUUCAAUCUAAAAUAACAGAUCAACAAAAACAACAGGAAGAAAAUCUUCAGAAACGUCUGGCUGCAAAGAGAAAUCAAAAUGAACAAGCUGCAGCAUUAGUCAAUUUAGGAGAGAGACAAAAAACUAUUUUAGAACAAAAGAAUGGGACAGACAAAAGUCAAAUUAAAGUAGAGAAAAGUGGUAGAAGUAAAUCAUCUGAUAGAACAUAA